Nestor notabilis (Kea) is the source of this 762-nucleotide messenger RNA. RefSeq names its product heat shock transcription factor family member 5 (gene HSF5). Lineage: Eukaryota; Metazoa; Chordata; Aves; Psittaciformes; Psittacidae. The record is from RefSeq and is a predicted model, not a curated record.
AUGACUGUGGGACAGGUUCAUCAACCUGGUGGUCCAGACACCUUCUUUCCUUACUUGGGCAGAGCAGCCUCGUGCCAGAACCCCGCUGCUUUCCUAACAAAGGCUUUCCAGCAGACUCCAGUCCCUUCCAGACCAUGGCAGGGUUCUUUGGGGUUGCUGCCAGGGCAGGGGCCUUCCACAGCUGUUCCAAGCCAAGGGUCUCCCUUUCCCAUCCUCCACAGGUGUUCCACAGAGGUCACAUACACUCUCCAGACCGUGUUCUCACUUCUGCCGCUUCAUGCCAGUGCUGCGUCCCCGGCGUCCACCGACUGUGGCUUUGUGCAGAGUUCACCAGUGCAGCCACCUUCUGCAGCUGAAUGGCUGCCCUCUGGCGGGGCAUCUGAUGAAGACAAGAUGAUGGAGGAAUUAAGUCUUGAAGCCAUGCUUCAGAUUCUGGAUAAGAUGCUUUUACCACCCAGCGCUGAAGAAGUGACACUGGAACCUGUGGAGAGCGAGAUGUCAACCCCUCAGUCUAUCGGAACUGCAGACACAUCAUUUCUGAUGGAAGCAGCUCAAGCAUUAACUUCUGCAGAAGGCUGUGAUGGAAAACUUCUUUUUGUUCCCUAUGACACUGCAUCUGUAGAACGUGUUGCUGCUGCUGAAAUGGCACCAGAACCUGUGGCCACACAGGAAGCCCCUGAAGAAUGGAGAGAACAACUGGGUCACUGCCCAGCUCAGCCGCCUGAAAUGUUUGUUCUGGAAGGACUGUUCAGUGCAGAGCAG